Molecule: messenger RNA, 2961 nt
Organism: Galleria mellonella (greater wax moth)
Lineage: Eukaryota; Metazoa; Arthropoda; Insecta; Lepidoptera; Pyralidae
Exons: 3
Source: RefSeq, a predicted model, not a curated record
AUGAGUGGCGAAGAUUUACAAAGUAGAUGUAAGCAAAGCUUUAAAGGCAUCGAAAACUUCCUUCGCAGAGUAGCCUUUAAUUUAGGAAAUACGCCGUCACAAACAGAAGUCAAAAUAAUAUCUUGUAUACCCAUAGACGUCAGUGAUCUCCAACAGAAGAUUGUUAAAUUGGAGAAAGAAUUAGAAGAAGCGAAAUCCACGCCGAAAGAAGAGCUGUCUCCCACUAACGUCAAUGUAUGCCAACCCAUACCCAACUUCUGUAACUCAAUUGACUGGUGCAAAUUCAACCAUUUCACUGCACGCUGUAAUUGCUUACCAGAAACAAACCCAAAAGAAUCUAUAAGCGUUGCGUGCACUGCUAUGACAAUGGCUAACCAAAACUGUUCUUAUCAGCCCACUGAUAACAGUAACUUGCUUGACCAAAAUGAUCACAAGUGUAAAGUUCAAAAUAAACGGAAUAUAUUUAAAAAAGCGAAGAGGAAAAAAGAAACAAAGAACGACAAUUUAAAACCACAGCUGAUAUAUUACGCACAAACCGUAGAUUCGCCCUUCAAAAGUUAUGAUUUUAAGGUCAAAUCGACAACUAGAACUAGGCAUAAGAGAAAAGUAAAAAAAAUGCGCGAUAUUAGUGAAUCAUACUUUGUCGACAUGAUGCGCAGGCAAUACCAGUCACAGCCCGUAUUAGACAAAUUCUCGGAUACUAGCCAAUUUACAACUCCAAUAUGUAAAGACAUUGAUCAAACCAUCACAAAUCCCUAUCGAAAUGAGUCUGACGUAUGCUCAUGCUGUCAUGGAGAAUUCCACAAUGUAGACCAUCAUGAAAAUAAACCUACAGAACUAGAAGUCAAUUCCAAUAAUAUUAUAAACAUUGACAACAACAAUAAAUGUAAUUAUUACGAUUCUAAUCUGUACGAUGUAAUCCCAGUCAAAGAGAAGAGCGCAACAGAAGAAAUUUCCAAAAUUAAACAUAGAAAAAGAGAUAUACCUAGUAAGCUUCAUUCAGGAGACUACGGAAUUGCUCAUUUAAAAACUAAACCACGUCCCUUUAUUGUCAAUUUUUAUACUUCCCCUCAAACAAAAUUUAAUCAUCUAAAGAAAAUUUUGAUUUCAAUCCCCGGUAAAAAAGAUAAAAUCAAAAGGACAAUGUCUAAACGUAAUAAAGAAGCAAAAGUAGUAAAUGAACAAAAAGAUAUGGAUACGUCUAAAAGCUGUUGCGUCGACUGUAGCGAUGUUUAUGUAAAACAAUUUGAUAAAAUAAAAGCUUCAAAAAAACAGAUGUCGACUAAACUUUUGCUCACAUAUAAAAAUGCAGAAUGCCUAACAGUUAAUGUUAAGGACUCCAAAUGUCAAACGACUACAACACAUAGUGUGCAAAUGGAUUCUACUUUACAAGAUGAUAAAACUGAAGAAACAUUGAAUCAGAUAAAGACAAUACUACAAUCAGUAUUAACAGAAGUAAAAACAAAUGCUCAGUUUAAAAACUUGCCGGUAGAAAAGAACAAGAAGGAUGCAAUUAUACAAAAGGGAACAUCCUACGACAUUGUAGAGGGUGGAUCGAGUUUGCUGCACAGUUUCACGUACAGUCCCUAUAAUACGAAUCCUUACAAUAUCGUCAGCCCACUUCACAUGAAUUCCAAUCAAUUCCACUGUUGCGGGUUGCCAUGUUCCUCGGCCAAAUGUAUGCAAAACUUUCCAGUUCUCAUUCAGACACCAGGACGUCAUAUGUAUGCAAGUUGUUACAGAAACAGCUCACAUAUCAAUAAACCGAUGACCAUCAAACAAGCCGCCACCAUAUCCACUAACACGGAAACCAUUAGAGAUGCACGUAGUAAGGAAACCGAUAAAUUGAUCAAAGACAUCUAUAGGUCAAUAGCUCUAAACAUAGAUAUUCCAGCAAAAGAUACAUCUAGAAGUGAAUAUGAGGGACUAAUAUCGAAUAAACAUGAUUCCGAUAUGAAGUCGACCUGUAAAGUUAAAACGUCUGGUCAGGCUAUAAAUACGACUCCAAAGAUUGGUUCAAAAAGAGAUACACAAACACAUUCUCCUUUUACUUCAAACAUAUUUAACAGUAAGUUGAAAUCUAGCGUACAAUCUCAUAUGGUUAGCACAACUGAUACAGAUUAUCGCCUGAGCAAUAAAAGAAAUGAACAAUACCCUACAAACAAAAGUACUCAACGGUCAGCAGACAGUAUGAUAGAAGAAGAAAUAGAGGAUAAAGCCAGCGAUUAUACAAUAUAUAGCAAUGAAGGCACACAAAAUUCUAGCGAGGAGACAGACAGUGAGAACACUUACAUACCUCCUGAAGAAACAACAAAGAAAAAGGAGAAGAGGAAUCUAUUUAGCAAAAUGUUCAAAUCAGUGAAACUCUUCAAGAACAAAAACAAGAAAGAGAAAGCCUUACAAAAUGUCAAUGAACCUCGAGAAGAAUCAGAUGCGAACGACUCUGAUGAAUACGAAACAGUUUACAGUUAUAAAAACGAGAGACUAAGACCUUUAUCGAAUCAAUUACAUAGAAAAGCUCCUUCGAAGAUAUCGUAUUCUAGGCAAAUGAGAGACCGAAAUCAAGAGAAAUCGAGAAGAUCGCCAUGUAUGGAGCAGGAGUACAGACGGCAAUGGAAUGAGAGACUCGUGUUCCAAGAGCAGCAACACAAGUACUCUUCUGAACGAAUAUAUCCAAAGGAAAUCAGUCGAUACAAACAACCAAAGUACUGGCAAAAUUUCGAGGCAAGGACCGCUUUGAUGGACCAAAAUAUUUCUCCACACCGUCAAACUUGUACCAAAGAUUAGGAUACUAUUAUACUAAAACAAACUACUCCAAAAGCAGACGCAGUUACAACGAAAGAACUAACAUGGUUGAAAAAACAUAAACUCAGAGUACAAUGUGGGGAACAAUGGAAAAAGUUAAUAUUAGAAGGUUGAGUAUGCACCAAAUGUAUUCAAGAUUUAAGAUUCAAGAUUUAU